Phytophthora infestans T30-4 is the source of this 219-nucleotide messenger RNA. RefSeq lists its product as uncharacterized. Bases 1 to 219 code for a protein of 72 amino acids. Lineage: Eukaryota; Oomycota; Peronosporomycetes; Peronosporales; Peronosporaceae. The record is from RefSeq and is a predicted model, not a curated record. The transcript has a single exon.
AUGCCGAAUGCGGCGGAAGACAAGGUUGAGAAGGACGCUAUCGCUACCGCGGCUGUGGCUGUGGCUGCGACGACUGUGUCGGCAACGCCAGGAUCGUCAGCUACAACGGCUACUAUACCUACUCCGCUGCACAAUCGAAUCAUGAAGCAGAGGAUGGCGAUGUCCUUUAUACUGGUUGCACUUAGUGAAAAACCGGCAUUUUGGAGUGCUACUUACUGA